Messenger RNA from Mus caroli (Ryukyu mouse), 2432 nucleotides. The record is from RefSeq and is a predicted model, not a curated record. NCBI's taxonomy places the organism in Eukaryota, Metazoa, Chordata, Mammalia, Rodentia, Muridae.
CUUUUCCGGAGACCGCCCCUUCCUCUCGGUGCGGGAGGUUCAAACUGCUGCCUCGCUUUGUGUUUUGUUUGUGUUUUGGUCCUCGCGUCGCCGAUGCUGCCCCAGAGGACUGGACCGGUGUUUCAAUCGAAACACUUCUUGUAUCCAUGUUUUUCCGUAGAUGAAAUGCUUCUCGGUAGUUAAUAAAUUACGGAAGGAACCGUGGAGAAGCAGUACGCAAACAGCACAGUUCGUGUCACUUGAGCAAAGUAGAGGUAGGUCGGAGGCCGAGGUUGCCCUCCCUUCGAGGUGGAAAACAACUUCGCAGCCCACAACCGCCGCUUGACAGAACUCCUGAGCCUUAAGCACACUGCCUGUGCUCCUGUGUCCCCAUCCCCCCACAGUCCAUGCUGAGAAGGGCGGCAUAGCCAGGCAUGGGAAUGGCAGCCGAGGCGCGAAUGGUGCUCUAUGAGGAUGAUUCCGUCCAAGUGCACUACGCUUGUGGGUCCACGCUGCAGCUCUCUCCUUGCGGCUCUGAAUUUCUCUUUGAAAAGGCACUUCCUCCCUCAACACAUCCUUUAGAACAACCAGAGAGAAUCCGUCAGCGGACACACUUUGUUAUUAGCAACUACCGAGAGCAACUACAGCGAGCCCUAGAUUUUCGAAACUCUUCAGCUACAUGCCCUUUUUUAUCUGAAAGCAUCAUACCUCCUGAAAGAAAAAAGCAUAUCUUCAUUGAUUUCUCGGAAGUAGAAUGGCCCAGCCUUGACAGAGAUGACUGCAUCACGUACUCGGAGAGUGGCGUGGUGAAGAUAACAUCCCUGGAUGGACACGCGUACCUUUGUCUGCCCAGAUCUCAGCAUGAAUUUACAGUACAUUUUUUGUGUAAAGUGAGCCAGAGGCCAGAUUCAUCUGGCAUACUAUCCGAAACACAGAAUCAGGACCCCAAAAAUAAACUAGUUGAGAAGACCAGAAAAGUCUGCAGAUGUGGAAAUUUAUCAGGACAAAGAUUAAGGGAUAAAGAAAACGAACCUCAUUACCAGAUCUUGAAAUCUAAAAACGCUUCAGUGAACAUAUGCUGUGUGAAUGACACUGAGGGGAGACGGGAGCUUCCUUCCCUGAGCACGAAUCACAGAUGUGUGUACGCAUGGGUAAAGCAGGCUUGGUCUGUUGCCUCCUGUCCAGAGGAGUGGAAAUACCCUCUGUCUUUAGCACUUCGUUUUUAUAACAAAGUUCGUGUUGCAUCAGAAAUUGAUGCAGAUUUCCCUGCAAGUAGCAUUGUGACUUCUGACAGUCCUGAAGAAAGAGGAACGGAGGUUUCUGUCCUUCCCAGGGCCUUGUUACUCAGCUGCCCUGCCCCACACAUGCACAGGUGGAACUUCUGUGACUCACUUUUACAGAGACAGCCCGAUGCAGAAGAGUUUUCCUACCCUGAGCUUGUGAAGGUGGUGUGGUAUCAGGGUGUUACAUACAGGCUUACCCAUAAAAAUGUAAACUCAAUAGAGAUUUUUCCUGGAGACGGAUCGGUUUUCAAGUCAGAAGGGGCUCAUUUUGGUAACUAUUUUACAUAUUAUCCAAGUCAAGAAGAAUCAGAAGAGAGAGACGAGAAAACUUACUCUGUAAAUAACCUUCCUCCAGACAGACCAGGAAAUUUCUUCUCUGUACGUUCUCUGAUUAAACAGGCAACCAGAAUUCUUCAACAUUGUGCCAAGAUAAGGCUUUCACUAGGCCACAACUACCGUGUGUGCUGCUGGAAAAUGGCACCUGGAGUAAGUGUUAGCAGUAUCCUGCCCGUGCUUCUGAAGGAAUCCCUCAUCCCAAGCAUGGGGAGAUUCCUUGCCUACUCCGAUGACAAAGUCCAUGCUGUCUUUUUGGAUGGCGUCACAGUAACGAUGAAUUGGAAUCUCAGCUCCUCUGCUGAGAAGAAACAAGUAGAUCAAGGGCUCAGCUUCGGUUGGUGCAGAUUAACUUUUCCUGAUGGACAGGAUCAGUUAAUUCCAACUGAACACCCUGGAGCAUAUGAAAGGUCUGUUGCUUCUGAGCUUGAGAAAAUACAGAAAUUUAACUGGCUGUUGGAAAACAGUGGUGUCCUCAACCUAACUUCUAGCAAGAAUGAGCAGUGUUCUGGUUACUGUAAAUCAGGAUCUUCAGAAACCUUGCUAGAAGCAACUAAUGAAGAGAGGGUAUCAGUAGCAUUAAAAAGAACUUCUGAAAUCCUUCAGGAUAUUGACCAUCUUCUGUCAUUCUCUAGAAAGUGAAAAAUGAAAGUAUUACAAAACCUGAAGGACGUUUCAAAUUACUAGUAUGGAAUUGCUACAGACCCAAGAAAUUGCAGAUGUUACUUCUGCAGAAUGAUUGUGCAGAACUGACUUCACUUUGAUUGUAUUUUGCUCAUCUUGUAAAUUUUAGUGUUUGUGUGUGUAUACAUUUUUAAAAUAAAGAACAGUUUUGAA